Molecule: messenger RNA, 5808 nt
Organism: Liolophura sinensis
Lineage: Eukaryota; Metazoa; Mollusca; Polyplacophora; Chitonida; Chitonidae
Product: furin-1-like
Exons: 16
Coding region: 163-2550 (795 amino acids)
Biological process (GO): peptide hormone processing
Cellular component (GO): Golgi membrane; trans-Golgi network
Molecular function (GO): serine-type endopeptidase activity
Source: RefSeq, a predicted model, not a curated record
GCCAGAUUAUUAUCAUCUUCAACAUAGAAAAGUGGCCAAGCGAUCCCUGUACUCCAGCUCUUACCACCAUAGGGAUUUAGUCAGAGAUAAAAAUGUGUUGUGGUUAGAGCAACAGGUAGUCAGACGGAGAGUGAAAAGAAAGAUUCAUUUUAACGACCCCAAAUGGCAAAAAAUGUGGUAUUUGAAUCGUGGGCGAACAUUGGACAUGAACGUACAGCCAGCUUGGCAGCAAGGUUCACGGGCAAAGGUGUGGUCGUCACGAUACUUGACGAUGGCAUAGAAACUGACCAUCCUGAUCUCAGCCGCAAUUAUGAUCCAGAAGCCAGUUAUGAUGUGAACGCUCAUGAUCCUGACCCACAGCCUCGCUAUGACUCCUCCAAUGAAAACAGACACGGUACCCGCUGUGCUGGAGAGGUGGCUGCCCAAGCUGACAACCAUUUCUGUAGUGUUGGGGUUGCCUUUGAUGCCAGAAUUGGAGGUGUGAGGAUGCUGGAUGGUGAUGUCACAGACUCGGUGGAGGCGCAGUCCCUCAGUCUGAAUCCUCAACACAUCCAUAUAUACAGCGCUAGCUGGGGACCAGAUGACGAUGGGCGCACAGUGGAUGGACCAGCCACGCUCGCCAGGAAGGCCUUCUAUGACGGCAUUACCAGAGGUCGCGGUGGCCUGGGCUCCAUCUUCGUGUGGGCGUCUGGCAACGGGGGUCGUGAUCGUGACAGCUGUAACUGUGAUGGCUAUACCAAUAGCAUAUAUACCCUGUCAAUUAGUAGUGCCACGGAGAAUGGCAACAUUCCCUGGUACUCUGAGGCUUGCUCCUCCACCCUGGCUACCACCUACAGCAGUGGCUCUGGGGGCGAGAGGCAAAUUGUGACUACAGAUCUGCGUAAAGGUUGUACGGAGACUCACACUGGUACUUCUGCCAGUGCCCCACUGGCUGCCGGGUUAUGUGCCCUAGCUUUACAGGCAAAUCCACGAUUGACGUGGAGAGAUAUGCAACAUCUAGUCGUCCUGACAGCCAAGCCGGGCAACUUACAGGCAGCAGACUGGGUCACAAAUGGUGUAGGUCGCAAAGUGAGCCAUUCGUUCGGAUAUGGGCUGAUGGAUGCUUAUGCCAUGGUCCAAGUUGCCAAAAAUUGGACAACAGUCCCUCCACAACAUAUAUGUGAAAUCAAAUCUCAUGAUCACAAAAAAGUGAUACCCAUGAAUGGAAAAAUAACUGUCCCUUUAUAUACAAAAGGCUGUGAGGGACAAAGCAACAUGGUGGUCUAUUUAGAGCAUGUUGAAGCCAAAGUGACACUAACCUCUUCCAGGAGAGGUGAAAUUUUAAUAUAUCUGACCUCCCCCAUGGGGACGCGCUCUACCUUGCUGGACAAACGGGUGCGGGAUACCUCGCGGGAGGGCUUUAACACCUGGGCGUUCAUGACGACCCACAGCUGGGGCGAGUACGCUAAGGGCACCUGGAUACUAGAGAUAGAGAAUGGAGCCAGUAUAUUACAGCCAGCAGUUCUGAAGGAAUGGUCUCUUGUUUUGUAUGGAACUGUUGUGACACCCCAACAGCAGACCACCACCACAGUAGCUCCUAGCACCACCACCCCUACCACCACAGCUUUUUUACGCUCACCCUCCACCACCACCCCUCGCGGUACGCGGCGUAGCAGCAGUACAACAGCUACCCCAACCACAGCCUUACGCAAGGAGCCUGUCAUUCCUGUUAAAGUAUUCCAUCCGUACAUUUGGCGGUCCUACUACUCCUAUCACCAGUGGCGAUCCUCUGCCUACGCCCGGCACAAAUUCUUCCGACCUAAUUAUAAACAGUGUGUCUACCAGACGCUGUCAUUGCAAGACAAAGCGUCCAUCCUGCAGGUCAAACGAUUGACCAGCAGACGCUCAGCUGAAUUAAAGGAGUGGACGCUGGUUGUCAUGGGAACGGCGACCCACCCACAAACCCACAACUAUUCCCCACCCAUCUUGGUGCCCGGUGGCCCUAACACUCAUCAGUUACCCGAAUGCUCAGGCGUGUCCAGUCAGGGGAUUUGUAUAGAGUGUUCCCUGGGCUUCUUUAUGCUGCACAAUGAGUGUGUGAAGACGUGCCCUCCUGGGUACUAUGGCAAGGUUAUGUUGUCCACCGACAGCAAUGAUGUCGUGAAGCUCCCAUCUGUGAAGUGGAACACCAGCAACAUGAGGCCCUACGGCAUAUGUGAUCCGUGCCACAAAGCGUGCACCACAUGCCGUGGACCAAGGAUUGACUGCUGCUUCAGCUGCUCCCCUGAGUACUUCUUCCGCAAGGAGGUUUGCGUACCUCGUUCAGCCCUGACACAUGAAGGCGUUCUCAUCUUGGCCAUUCUGAGCGGCUGCAGCCUCUUGCUCGUUGGCCUCGUUCUGCUCUUGGUCAAGCUAAAAGGACCCCCUGUCUGGUGCUGUAAGGAUAAGCGGCGACUCAUAGAUCUCUCCAAAGGCAGGUACAAUGGGAUCAGUCUGUCCAGCGUGGAACUGGAGAGUGAUUUUGAGACUGAUGUCACUGAUGACCUCAGUGAUAAUGAAGUGAAGACCUGAUGUAGGAUUUCAUUUCACCCUUGCAACAAUAAGACUAAUGCUGUGUUUCCACGGACAUGCAAUUGCACUUGUGCGAUUGUGUAAUGCACGUAUUAACCGCAUUGAAAAUGGAAAAUGUCUCAUUUUUAACAAAUUCAUUGAAGCUUUAUUGUGCCUGUGGGGGUAGAUUGACAGAGUGCUAUAAUCCUGUAAGUAAACACAGAUGUCAACUUUGCAGCCAGAGCGUCAAGGAAUCGUAUAAGCUAUCACAAUCACAAUUGCAAUUGCAUGUCUGUGGAACCAGUUUAUAGAUGGAAUUUAUACAACCAAGUUAUGCUAGUUUAGAAUAGAAUCUACUUCAGUGUCUGGCUAUAAAUAUAUGUGAUCCUGUCAAAAGUUUCAACUGUUCUUGUCAUAAAGACAAUGAUCUUGUAAGGUAUACGGAUACGUAGCAGGAAGCAAGUACAGGCAAGAAGGGGAGAGUGUUCGGACUGACACUUUUAAUUGUGUCAAUGCUAUGUAGUGUAAACAGCAGGCUCAGUUGGCAAAUGGUUUCUAGAUCUUCUCAGCUUAUACAAGGUGAAGUCAUAUAAAAUUUAAUCUAAAUGAAACAGCUAGGUAGAAAAGUAGGCUUGUCAACCAUUAGGCAUAAAAUACUUAAUCUAAAUAAAACAGCUAGGUAGAAAAGUAGACUUGUCAAACAUUGCUUUUGUACACACAUAGCAAAGAGUGUUAUAUGCAGAAAACAGGAUAAGAAUAGUUUUUAUUACCAGAUGACAAUUCUGAGGUGUUCAAGUAUGUAUGCUUAAAAUAAUGAUUGAGUGUGGCUGAACAAAGAGCAUUCUAUGCAUUGGUUUACCAAACGUUUCUGAUUAGACAGUCCUAUGCAUGAAUAUGUAGGCUAUAGAGUCUAGUCAGCAGGCUAAUAUUCUUGUAUGUUGUAGAAGUUGUACAAGCUUGCUGGUAUGAAAUAUUACACCUGCUGGGCUAAAUGGAAAUCCUGAUAUCAUCAUCUAGAAAGGGGAUCUCUAUUAAAACUAACUAGUUUAAAACUUCAAAAUUUCAUUUCAAAAUGUGUCACUUGUACCAGCUGUACAUAUACAUUUGUAGGUCAGACAUCUUCUCAGAAUUUCCCAGAGUUCAGGAAGAAGUUGCACCACAGCCUUCUAAACCAACUGCUGAUGAUAUUUUGCCUGUUGGACAUGAAUAGACGCACCACAUUCUAACAGUAUCUUCUAGCUAAGUUAGACUAGUCCAAUGGGAAUAGGAGAAGCUCUGUUUUGUAAGCGACAUUCACAAGGUGCAAUUUGUCUAAUUUUACAGACAGUAUGAAAUAGGAUUUAUACUAUUUUCAUUUAUGUAGUCGAGUUUGAUGAGUUAAUGGGAAAAGAUUGGGAAAUGUGUGAAUUUGGCUUCAUUCCGAUUGGUUUUGUGAUAGCAGUUGCCACGACAGCAGCAGGUGCGCCAGUCAAAGCAUAGGAUGUGUAUUAUUAACCUGUUUUAGAUAGAUCACUGAAGGGUAAGAGGUUUUACAUUAUCAUGUGUAUGUCAGUUAUCAUUUUCAGAAAUUUAUAAUAAUAAGGAUAAUAAUAAUAAUAAUAAUAGAUGUUGUGUGUGCAUGUUGUGUAUAUUUGGUGAAUACACGAUGUGCUUACAUGUAUAUUGUGAAGACCAAAACAAAUUCAACUUUGACUGAUCAAUAAAAUAUGAAUUGCUCAUUGCAUAAUCAUUUGUGGAAACUUUGACGUUGUUGCUGAUGAUGCUGUUAAAGAAAUGCUGACAUUUUGGUUGAAUAUUAUGCUGUUAAAGAAAAACUCACAAUUUCAUUUGAGAUACAAUGUACAUUUAAUGCUGUUAAAGAAACGCUGUACAUAUCCCCUCUCUUUCAAUGAAGAGAUUUUUGUAUAUAACUGAAACACUAAUUGCAUCAGCCCUGCAUAACAAUGUGUGUCUAGCUUGUGUAUGGUUUCUAAAUGUAAAUUACUGCAUACUCACACGUUCAUAGCAUGAUUCUUUACUUAACGUGUCGUCCUUUUACUCUACUAUACGGCAGUUUUUUUUUAUUAACAGUGCAAUUGAAUGGAAUCAAUGCAUGAUUUUGUACACUGAGAGUGGCUGUUUACGAACUAGGAACUUCUGUUAUGUAUUUUGCACGAGUGUUGCCAAUGUUUGCUUUUUGGAAGCAACAAAAGCUUCGAUGCUGUUCAGAAAAUUUUAUUUUUAUGAGUUUGAAUGAAAUAUAGCUGCUUCAUUUGUGCUUCAAACAGUUUUGGUACAUGUAGGCAGCUCAAGAGUAUGGGCUGUAUCUCAUGCAAGAACGUGACUCUCAUGUACUGCCAAAACUAGGACUUAUGCCAAAACUAGGACUUGUAAUUGACCACAAAGUUGCCAUUCAUAAAGCAAUAGACUUGCAAGUGACCGUUACCCGACUGGUUUAGCCCAUUCAGCAUAGCGCCUGUACCUAGCUUGGUAGUCUAGGUUAUAUGUUUAUGGGCAUAGUGCAGUUCUCACGCAGCCCAAUGUAUCUCGUAGAAACAAGCAUUUAAAAUCACAAGCUUCUAAAAGUUUAGAACUAUAAAUGGCUGAGAUCUGUUGGAGUAAAAGGGUAUUCCCCCUGGGCACUAGGCGUCUCCACUUGAAUUGGUAAUUCAGGGUCGUCAUUUUCGUACAAGUCCCGAAACAGUGGAGACCUCUUAUGGACGUCUCUCCAUAACAAUCUAAAAAUCUAUAGUUGAAUAAAAAAAAAAAACUCUCCCCAUUAUUUAACAUUUCGGAUCGUCGAUGAUAAAAGGUAAAAUUAGACUGCUGACUUUCUUUUUAUAAUGAUUUACUAAUAAAAGUCGAAUCGAAUUUUGAUACAUCUACGUGACUUAUAGUGUAUGAACUCCACUCCUCACCCGUAUCGCUUAUAAGAUGUAUUUGUGAUAGUUUAUAAACAUCUAUUUAGAAGGCUUUAGAUCUUCAUUUUCCACUUUCCUUCGUUCAUUGUUAUUUCUUGGAUGUUUUUUAAGCUGUUUGUUCGAAUGCUUUUUUCUUUAAUGCUUUCUACUGAAAAUAAAACUUUCUAUUGAAAAACAAAAGCAAGGCUUGUCUCGCAAAGUUCUUUCUAAACUUCUUUCUUGUGAUUUUCUUGUCAAAUUGGCGAUAAAAUAAUGAUUGCAAAAGUCGGGUCGUGAUAUGGGGGUUUUCAUUUUGUUAGGAUUUGUUUUAUUUGUUUGACUGGUGGUUUUGUUAAGGAGCUGUUUAUGUAUUUGUAUUGCACAACUAAUUAAAGUAAAA